AUGCGUGCAUUCUCAAUCUUCUCCACAUUUGCUUUAGCGCAGCAGCUCGUUGUAGCUACCAGUGAAAAUGAUCUGGAACCAAGCCUUCCCGAACAACUAUUCUUGGACCUUCAUGUUCAGGAAGUCAUCACCAACACCUCCGGGAUGGAGGUUGUCGAGCCUUGGGCUAGCAUGUACGUCCAGGCCAUCAAUGAAAGACGAUUUGGUGACGCUGUUUGGGCACGUUACCACAUCAGCGGAGAUGUGGAAGAUGGUAUUAUUGACGGCACAAAUCAAACUGUGCUUGAGACUAUUGAGGAGGAUGCACGCGAGUACAGGGUGAACGAGCCAGAUUAUUACGCCACGGCUCUAGCGUUCUACAAUCAAACUAGCACCACGGACAAACACGCCGAAGUGUUGAACUUGAUCAAGCGUAUUGGUGACGAAGAUAUCUCCAAAAUCGAAAAACGCAAGACAUACGGUAUCAGCUGCAGCAGAAACUACCUCGCCAACUCGAACGGCUGUCUUCAGCUGAUUGAGCAUAUGUCUCAAAGUAAAGCCUACAUUGGUAAUCGACGAGCUAUUUAUAGCUGGGGAAGCUGCUACCUCCGGGUCGGACCCUAUCAUGGAUCCGGAACUGAUUUCAAUUAUUGGACCGCCCAUGCGGUGGCUAAGCUGAUCGAGGACGAGUGUGCGUAUGUACCGCCGUGCUGUAACUAUAAGAAGACUUCUGGGUACUCGCCGAAGAAUGGCGGUCACCGCAAAAUUUGUCUGAGCAGCAAGCGAUCUGGUUGUUCCUAG
This is a messenger RNA of Penicillium hordei, 780 nucleotides long. RefSeq lists its product as uncharacterized. Lineage: Eukaryota; Fungi; Ascomycota; Eurotiomycetes; Eurotiales; Aspergillaceae. The transcript has a single exon. The record is from RefSeq and is a predicted model, not a curated record. Bases 1 to 780 code for a protein of 259 amino acids.